AUGGAAGAGAGCUCGCCGCGUCACAGGGCUGCUUCUUCAUCGCCGCCACUGCUGUCUGCCGUCGUCGCUGCGGAAGCCCUAGCAGCCGUUGCCGCCGCUGCCCUCUUAUCUCAAGCAGUCGAGUUUCUUAUGCAUUACAACAAUGCGUUGGAUGCCCAAAGGAGCAAUAGCAACAGGUUUGAAUAUCAAGACUUCAACACGACUCCAAUGUUGAAAACAAAUUCUGCACUUGAGAGGCAUGCAUCAACAAUCUACAGUGACGGUGGGUUUAAGGCAAUUAAGGAAGAGAUUGAGGAAGCAAUUGAUAUUUGCACCAUGGUAAAAACUUCAAUCGAGGAUGACAGUGAAAUAUAUGUGAUCAAUGACAACCACAUUUUUUGGGUCUUACGAAACAAAAAAUUGAAGCUGGUUCCUGAUUAUUUACAUGGAGGACGUUGGUUGAAGUCUAAUUUUGCCAAGCCUGUUCAUUGUGGUUUUGUUGACGAUAUUGAAAAAGCGCUCAUUAUCGAUGAGGCAGCACAAGAAUGGAGGGAUAUGCAUGGUGAUUAUUUUGAGGUUGCACAGACUAUUAAGGGAAACGUUGACCAAAUUCGUGCAUUCAGACAAAUUAUUGCUGAAGGGAAGAAAGCGAUAUUGGGUGAAGGGAUUGUAUUGUCUAUUAGUGAUAAGAGGCAAAUGACUGAGAAUUUCUAUGGGUCUCAAGCCCCUAGCGAAAUAGAUGUCCAUCCUCCCAACGUUGUCAAAACCAAGGGUUCAGGAAGGCGGCCUCUUACACGUCUUGAGCAAGCUAUGAAGAUGAAGGCAAAGCCUGGUAGUAAAUGUGCCGAAUGCGGCGAGGUUGGUAAUCAUGAUGCAAGAAAUUGCAAAAAUAUUAAGGAGUGGCAGAAGAAAAAGUAA
Molecule: messenger RNA, 897 nt
Organism: Salvia splendens (bonfire salvia)
Lineage: Eukaryota; Viridiplantae; Streptophyta; Magnoliopsida; Lamiales; Lamiaceae
Exons: 3
Coding region: 1-897 (298 amino acids)
Source: RefSeq, a predicted model, not a curated record